UUGGAGUUCGUUUCAUCUCGUGCAUAUUGUAUAUAUUUUAUUGAGAGCUCCAAUUUUCGAGUUCACCUUGAGCCCCAUACUAGCUAACUCAAUAUCUGCCCUGCUUGCUCUAAAGUUAAUCAUCCAUAUUUAUGCCUGCAAAUAAUUCCCUUAGUCUAAGAUUGAUCAUCUAUACUGCCAUACAUCAGCAUAGAAUAAAAUUAGUUUAACGAUCCAUUUAAGUUGGACUUGACAUUCUGUCAAUUUCUGAAGAUGAGAUUGUUUAAGAUUGAUUUCAAAUCAAAUUUGAAACAUUUUUUUUCACAAUGUAUAUAAGUGAACUAUUCAAUUAACAAAUUACGUCUUUUUUGAAACAGUGCCAAUCACCCUCUAUUAAUUAACUCAUUCCAUAACGUCAUAAAACUUUUAAGUUAACUAUUUCUUUCAUUUUGCAUGUCAUAUACUCCGUAUUUUGUAUUCCCGUUUUCUAUAUUUGUUCAUAGGAAGAGCGGAAUUGGAGUGGGGCCGGGCUUAACAGUGGAAGAACUGGGGCCGGCAAAGCCCUCGGCCCUACAUAUUUUUAUCUAAUAUGAGGAAUAAGUUUAAUUUUUUCAUAUGAUAAACAGUUUAUCUUUUUAAUGAAAAAUCGUCUCCUUGGAUCCGGUCUCCCUGGUAUCUGUUUAUCUUUUUUAAUGGAAAUUCGAAUCCUUGUCCGGUUUCCCUUGGAUCGAAAUCCUAGCUUUGUUCAUUUGAAUGUACAACUGGAUGCUCAUGAGGCACUCGAGACCCAACCAUUGGCUCAACGCCACGUCAGCAACACUAUCCCCUUCCAAAACCAACCUAUAAAAUCCCCAUUUCAUGUCCUCUCCAACUCCACCACCCACCCUCUCUCUCUCUCUCUCUCUCUCCAAAAUCGUAAACCAUGCCCCAGGCAAUCCUAUACAGAACAUGGCCUCCUCCCUCCUCCACCACCGCCACCUCUUGGUCCUCCGCCGCCACACCAACUACCAACGCGUUCGGCCGGUCAGCCAAAUACACCGGGACAAGUGUGGGAAAAUUGGUGGCAGAGAAUGCGGUGGUGGUGAUGGGGCGCCGCGGGUGCUGCAUGUGCCACGUGGUGAAACGGCUGCUGUUGGGGCUCGGAGUCAAUCCUCCGGUCGUGGAUGUCGACGAACGCGAAGAGGCGGCGGUGAUCCACGAGCUCUCGGGAAUCGUGGGCUGCGGAGGGCUGCAGUUUCCGGCGGUUUUCAUGCGCGGGAAGUUGUUUGGUGGGCUAGAAAGGGUUAUGGCCUCUCAUAUUUCCGGUGAAUUGGUUCCCAUAUUGAAAGAAGCUGGAGCCCUUUGGCUUUGAAUAUGGGAAUAAUUAUCUGAUCAUGGGGGGCUUCCUAACAAUUUAUAUGUUGCUGGGUUCCUCCUAUUCACAAAGUAUUCAGUUCGUCAAGUUUUUGCCUUCAGACAUUCUUUGUGCACUCAUUUUCGUAACAUAGAUUUUUCGUAUCAUUGUAUGGAUCAUUGCGCGCUAUUAGCAUUUUUUUAUAAAAUAAUUGGAGGUU
Molecule: messenger RNA, 1532 nt
Organism: Rhododendron vialii
Lineage: Eukaryota; Viridiplantae; Streptophyta; Magnoliopsida; Ericales; Ericaceae
Product: glutaredoxin-C9-like
Exons: 1
Coding region: 902-1330 (142 amino acids)
Source: RefSeq, a predicted model, not a curated record